Messenger RNA from Manis javanica (Malayan pangolin), 2499 nucleotides. RefSeq names its product cytidine monophosphate-N-acetylneuraminic acid hydroxylase. Gene Ontology annotation, cellular component: cytoplasm. The record is from RefSeq and is a predicted model, not a curated record. Lineage: Eukaryota; Metazoa; Chordata; Mammalia; Pholidota; Manidae. Gene Ontology annotation, biological process: CMP-N-acetylneuraminate metabolic process. Gene Ontology annotation, molecular function: CMP-N-acetylneuraminate monooxygenase activity; 2 iron, 2 sulfur cluster binding.
GUUUUCUGGCUUCAAAGAAAUCAAAUCAAAUUUGUUACUAAGCAAAUUGAAAUUUCCAGGCUGCAGGCAUUCUAGAAGUUCUAAACACCGUUUAAAAGAAGAUUUCCAUCUUAUUCUGUUUCUACUUUCUCUAAGGAGCUGUUUUUGUGCUGCUUGGCCCCUUCUGACCAGCAAUGGAACAAAGCAUUGAACAAACAACUGAGAUCCUGUUGUGUCUGUCACCUCGUGAAGUUGCCAAUCUCAAGGAAGGAAUCAACUUUUUCCGAAAUAACAGUACUGGCAAAGAUUUCAUCUUAUACAAGAAUAAAAAGUGCCUGAGGGCAUGCAAGAAUAUGUGCAGACAUCAAGGAGGCCUGUUCAUUAAGGAUAUCGAGGAUCUGAAUGGGAGGUGUGUUAAGUGCACAAAGCACAACUGGAAGUUAGACGUGAGCACCAUGAAGUACGUCAAUCCUCCAAGCAGCUUCUGUCAGGAUGAACUGGUUGUUGAAAUGGAUGAAGAAAGUGGACUUUCACUUCUAGAACUGAAUCCUCCUAACCCCUGGGAUUCAGAGCCCAGAUCUCCUGAAGAUUUGGCUUUUGGGGAAGUGCAGGUGACCUUCCUCGCUCAUGCCUGCAUGGACCUCAGGCUGGGAGACAAGAGGGUGGUGUUCGACCCUUGGUUAAUCGGUCCCGCUUUUGCCCGAGGAUGGUGGUUGUUACAUGAGCCUCCGUCUGAUUGGCUGGAGAGGUUGUGCCGAGCAGACCUAAUUUACAUCAGCCACAUGCACUCAGACCACCUGAGUUACCCCACGUUGAAGAAGCUUGCUGGAAGAAGACCAGAUAUUCCCAUUUAUGUUGGAAACACAGAAAGACCUGUGUUUUGGAAUCUCAACCAGAGUGGUGUCCAGUUGACUAAUAUCAACAUAGUGCCGUUUGGAGUAUGGCAGCAGGUAGACAAAAAUCUUCGAUUCAUGAUCUUGAUGGAUGGCGUUCAUCCUGAGAUGGACACUUGCAUUAUUGUGGAAUACAAAGGUCAUAAAAUACUCAACACAGUGGACUGCACCAGACCCAAUGGGGGACGGCUGCCUGUGGAGGUUGCUCUAAUGAUGAGCGAUUUCGCUGGAGGAGCGUCAGGCUUUCCAAUGACUUUCAGUGGUGGAAAGUUCACUGAGGAAUGGAAAGCCCAGUUCAUCAAAACAGAAAGGAGGAAGCUCCUGAAUUACAAGGCCCGACUCGUGAAGGACCUACGACCUCGGAUUUAUUGCCCUUUCGCUGGCUAUUUCGUGGAAUCUCAUCCCUCAGACAAGUAUAUUAAAGAAACAAACAUCAAAAAUGACCCAAAUGAACUCAACAAUCUUAUCAAGAAAAAUUCUGAUGUGGCAACAUGGACCCCACGACCUGGAGCCAUUCUAGAUCUGGGUAGGAUGUUAAAGGACCCGACAGACAGUAAGGGUAUCAUAGAGCCUCCAGAGGGGACAAAAAUUUACAAGGAUUCCUGGGACUUUGGACCAUAUUUGAAAAUCUUGAAUGCUGCUGUAGGAGAUGAAAUAUUUCUUCACUCAUCUUGGAUACAAAAAUACUUCACUUGGGCUGGAUUUAAGGACUAUAACCUGGUGGUCAGGAUGAUUGAGACAGAUGAGGACUUCCACCAUUUUCCUGGAGGAUAUGACUAUUUGGUUGACUUUCUAGAUUUAUCCUUUCCAAAAGAAAGACCACGCCGGGAGCAUCCCUAUGAGGAAAUUCGGAGCCGGGUUGACGUCAUCAGGCACGUGGUGAAGAAUGGUCUCCUCUGGGAUGACUUGUAUAUAGGAUUCCAAACCCGGCUUCAGCGGGAUCCUGACGUAUACCAUCAUCUGUUUUGGAACCAUUUUCAAAUAAAGCUCCCCCUAAAGCCCCCCAACUGGAAGUCCUUCCUGACGCACUGUGGAUAGAGUGGACCUGGGAUUUCUCAGGGAUGCCCAGCAACAUGAAACAUUUAAGAAUUUACUGACGCUACAUCCUGAGCAUGAGAAGCUUACACCAGAGACUAUGCCUUAUUUACAUCAGCAAUGGAUAAUUACAUGCUGCAUUUGUGAUUUGUUUACAUAUCUUGUUUGUGGAUUACUACAUAGCCAGAUUAUUAGUAUUUAACUUAUUCCAUCUGCAAUUCUCUCUGAAAGAACCAAUGAACCCAAUAGGAACAAAUUCUCUAUGGAGAACGAAGCUUACCAGGAGGAGAUGUGAAUCUAAGCACAGAAGCAGCAGAACACGAGAAAAAAAAUCCUAGAAGACAUGAGAACAAAGGAAAGGUGGGGGGGAGUGGGGGCAGGAGUUUGGUUAGAAAAUGAAAAUGAUAAAGAGAAGGAGACAAAUGAGAGAGCAUAAGGAGAAAAUAGGAAGGAGAAAAAAUAAGAUAGAAUUUAAAAAGGCAAAUGUAAAAACAGACAUUUUGUUCAGUGAUUGGUUCCCCAAAUAGGGUCCAUGAAAAUGGUCAAGUAAGAGUUCAUAAACUGUAUUCAAUUUUUCAAAAUGUUUUGUGUA